UCUUCGCCACGGGGGGCGAUGGCGCCGUCACCUGGAGACAGUCGGGAACUAGUUCUCCCGGAAGUGACCUCACCGCCUCCUAGCGCGGCGUCCGAUCCUACCGGAAGUGGCGGACGGAAGCCGGAGGGUCCUGUGCUGAGGCGGACGAGGUGACCUCGAGGCCGCCGCGACCAUGGGCCGCGAAUUUGGGCAUCUGACACGGGUGCGGCAUGUGAUCACCUACAGCUUGUCGCCCUUCGAGCAGCGCGCCUUCCCGCACUACUUCAGCAAGGGCAUCCCCAACGUGCUGCGCCGGACUCGGGCGUGCAUCCUUCGCGUCGCGCCGCGUGAGUGCCCUAGACUCCCAUCCACAGCGUUUGUAGUGUUUUAUCUUGUCUACACAUGGGGAAUGCAGGAGUUUGAGAAAUCGAAGAGGAAGAAUCCAGCUGCCUAUGAAAAUGACAAAUAAGCAACUCAUCUGGAUAAUGGUUCCUUGUCUCUGAAAGACCCUUCUCUGGGAGAGGAGUGUAUAUUGUAGUGUCUUGAAGACACAAUAAACUUGUUAUGGACUUCA
Molecule: messenger RNA, 553 nt
Organism: Dama dama (fallow deer)
Lineage: Eukaryota; Metazoa; Chordata; Mammalia; Artiodactyla; Cervidae
Product: cytochrome b-c1 complex subunit 8
Exons: 3
Coding region: 173-448 (91 amino acids)
Biological process (GO): mitochondrial electron transport, ubiquinol to cytochrome c
Source: RefSeq, a predicted model, not a curated record